AUGAAGAGUUUUGUUGCAAAGUAUAUCAGUGUCCAUGCUGUGAUUUUGGGACUGCUGCUACCUCAGGCAAUCCCAUGCAAUGUGACGGGAGUGUGGCGAAAUGAGCUGGGCUCUGUGCUUGAUAUUGAGGCGGUCGGUUCUGAGCUCCGAGGCCUUUAUCAGAGUGCAGUGGAGACUGCUCCAGGAGUCACGGGUCCAGAACAACAGGCCAAGUUACUGGGUGUGACUAGUAAUCGGGGUCUGCGAACCUCUGUGGCUUUCUCUGUGUUAUGGGAGGCAGGUUCCUGUAGCGCUUGGGUUGGUCAGUGUUUCCAACUGCCUGAUGGGAAGCGAGUGCUGAAGACCCUGUGGAUGCUGCGCUCUGUGGCUUCAUGCCCUGCAGACAACUGGAAGAGUACCAGGAUGGGAGAGGACACUUUCGUCUUCAUUUCCUGA
Molecule: messenger RNA, 435 nt
Organism: Salvelinus namaycush (lake trout)
Lineage: Eukaryota; Metazoa; Chordata; Actinopteri; Salmoniformes; Salmonidae
Product: avidin-related protein 3-like
Exons: 4
Coding region: 1-435 (144 amino acids)
Molecular function (GO): biotin binding
Source: RefSeq, a predicted model, not a curated record